This is a messenger RNA of Cygnus atratus (black swan), 711 nucleotides long. RefSeq names its product CD8 subunit alpha (gene CD8A). The coding region runs from base 1 to 711 and encodes 236 amino acids. NCBI's taxonomy places the organism in Eukaryota, Metazoa, Chordata, Aves, Anseriformes, Anatidae. The record is from RefSeq and is a predicted model, not a curated record. The transcript has 6 exons.
AUGACGGACGCAUCUCCUGCACUGCUCCUCCUGCUCAGCCUGGGGCUCUGCUGCCCUGGAGCCCAGAGCCAGAAGUAUGCGACAGUGCCCAAGUUCUACGACAGCAAGAUCACGCACCCCCAGAGGGGAAUGCCGCUGAAGCUGGAGUGCACGAGUUCUGCAGACAGCGGUGUCUCCUGGAUCCGCCAGGACAAGGCUGGGACCCUUCACUUCAUUGUCUACAUUUCCACCUUGUCCAAGGCAACCUUUGAGGGGAGCCAGAAAACGUCUUCACGCUUUCAGGUGUCGAAGAGUGGUACAUCCUAUCGGCUGCAGGUGAAUUCCUUCAAGGCACAGGACGAGGGGAUCUAUUUCUGCACCAUCAACUUCAACCAAGCACUGUACUUCAGCUCUGGCCUACGCGUCUUCUUCCCAGUCACGACGACAGCGGCGCCCGUCACAACCGUGCCCACCACCCAGAGCACCCAGGUCACCAAGAGGAACGUCUGCCUGCAGAGCCACGGGGCAGAGACAAGCAAGGAGAAAGAGCUGAAUUUCUUCUGUGAGAUUUUCAUCUGGGUUCCUUUGGCUGCUGCCUGCAUCCUGCUUCUCAUUGCCCUGGUCAUCACCAUCGUGCUGUGCCAAAAAACCAGGCGACGCAGAUGCAGGUGUAAGAGACCUGCGAACGGGAAGCCCAAAAUGAAACCCAACAUGCCAAACCAACAGAUAUGA